UCCUACUAUACCGUAAGCAAGUGUUUACGAAUUGGAGAUUGCAGUGUUAGGCUUAUAUAACCUCGAAUAUUUUCUUAGUGUAUACCGUAAAAAUUCACAGUGAUUGCUUAUAAUCAAUCGAGUGAUGGAAAGCUUCAGAGAUUUAAUUAGAGUGAAAAAAGAACCAAAUGAAAUUUUGCCAGAUGUAGACGACGAUUAUAAUUUCAAUUCGAUGGAUUCUUACCAAGUCAAAAACUUUGAAGCACCUCCAGUCUUCAAAACAUCAGAAAAUCAAAUGAACGAAAAUAUUGCUUUACAAAAAAAGUUGGAUGCAAAAAUAUCUAUAGAAUUUGAGUGCAAAGAUGUUAAAGUUGAACCGACGCCUCAAUCGACAGCUAUCUGCAAAUCUGAGCUUCAAAAUUUUCAACCUAUUAUAGUUAAAAUGGAAAACGAAAAUCAGAUCAAUGACGUGAAUGAAAAUAUAUUCAUUGAUUUGGAAUGCAAAAAUGUGAAAUUUGAACAAAAAACCAUCCACAAAACUGAAUAUCAGUGUAAUCUACCUAUUGUGAAAGUAGAAAAUCAAUUUCAGAUGAAUCUGGAUCGAAAAACUUAUCUGGUGUAUAUGAUCUUGUUGCAAGGUUUUCAAGUGUGAAAUUUGCUGCAGAUCUUUUACAAUAAAAAGUUAUCUCAAGGUUCACAUAAUGACGGUACAUAAGCGGAACAAACGCUGAGAGCAUGAAAUUUGGUCCUAAA
Molecule: messenger RNA, 732 nt
Organism: Trichogramma pretiosum
Lineage: Eukaryota; Metazoa; Arthropoda; Insecta; Hymenoptera; Trichogrammatidae
Exons: 4
Coding region: 125-631 (168 amino acids)
Source: RefSeq, a predicted model, not a curated record